CGUCGCCAGGAAGUCCCUCAGGAACGCAAUCGACGGCACCGGCAAGAUCAGCUGCAUCCGCUGCGGCCACGCUCGUUAGGGAGCAGCUUGCGGGCCCUGCUGGUGUUGCUGCUGCUGGCCAGCAGCCCUCUGGUCCUGGGCCUGGCCGAGCCGCCAGGAUUACCCGGGGCCGAGUGGCAGCAGGCGCUCUCCAGGCAAACUUACCCGAAAUCGAGCUUCACCAGGGCCAUACAACCGAGGAAGCAGCAGAAUCUUACCAUUGGAUACCUCACCGCCAUUAAGGGCGGCUUAAAGGACCGUCAGGGCCUUGCCAUCUCUGGCGCCUUCUCCAUGGCCCUUGACGAGAUCAACAAUGAUCCAAAUAUAUUACCGAACGUAAAGCUGGUGAUGCGAUGGAGCGACACAAGGGGAGAAACGGUGGAAGCCACCAAGGCAAUGAUCGAUAUGAUCUGCGACGGGGUUGCUGCCUUCUUUGGACCAGAAGGCUCGUGCUACGUUGAAGCCAUAGUCGCUCAGUCCCGCAACAUACCCAUGAUUAGUUAUAAAUGCUCGGACUACAAAGCUUCGAAGGUGAACACGUUCGCGAGGACCGAGCCGCCGGACACGCAGGUGACGAAGUCGGUGAUCGCGUUGCUGCUCCAUUACGGCUGGAACAAAUUCACCAUCAUCACGGAGAGCGCCUGGUCAACGGUGGCCCGUUCCCUCGAGGAACAAGCCACCAAGAACAAUCUCACCGUGAACCAUUACAAAACGGUCGAGGAUCGUCACACGUGCUGCGAGGAACGUCUUCCGUGCUGUCAAGUCAGCGUAUGGUUCCAACUUAUACAGGAGACCAAAAAUAUGACUAGGAUUUACAUAUUCCUGGGAACCGCGAUGUCGCUGAUCGAUAUGAUGAACGCGAUGCAGAAUCAACGGCUGCUGGACAACGGGGAGUAUAUGGUCAUACACGUGGACAUGAUGACGUACUCGCAGCGCGAGGCGCAAAAGUACUUAUGGAAACCGGAACACUUCGACAAUCUGAAACAUUGCCUCGAGCCGAAGGACUUCCUCAAGAGAGCACGUUCACUCAUGGUGGUUGUAUCCACUCCACCUACUCAGAAUUACGAGGAGUUCACGAAGAGAGUUAGAGAAUACAGUAGCAAAGAGCCGUUUAACUUUGUGAUACCAGAAUUGCUGAGGAAGUACGAGAAGUAUGUAUCGAUACACGCGGCGUAUCUUUACGAUUCCGUGAAAUUAUACGCGAGAGCGUUGGACCAGCUUCUACGCGACCAACCGGAGCACACGCUCGAGGACAUCGCCAGCAAUGGGACCCAGAUCAUCGAGACGAUUAUCAGGAAUCACACUUAUCAGAGUGUUAGCGGGGCAACGAUCAAGUUCGACAAGUUUGGCGAUUCGGAGGGGAACUUCUCGGUGCUGGCCCUGAAGAAGGAUCCUUUCCGUUUCAACAACUUCUCCUGCGACUACCAGAUGAAGCCUGUGGGCCAAUUUCAACAGGGUGAAACUCUAGUGUACAGGCCGUCGGAGGCUAUGGACUGGCCCGGUAAGAAUAAACCGGAAGCAGAACCAGGAUGCGGUUUCCUCAACGAACACUGUCCAAAAGACGACACUCAUCUACGGAGCAUCGUUGCUGCUGGUGUGCUGGCUGGUUUACUCUUCUGUGCCGCGGUCAUCACCAUGAGCAUAUAUAGGAGGUGGAAGAUCGAACAGGAAAUCGAAGGAUUGCUGUGGAAGAUUGAUCCGAGCGAGAUACACGGCUAUCCUCAUCUUGACAAUUUGAUGUCCUCCCCUAGUAAGUUAAGCUUAGUUAGUGCAAUGUCCUACGAGUCAAGAGGGGGCCAGGUAUUCGCGCAGACCGGCCAUUACCACGGCGUGGUGGUUAGGAUAAAAGAGCUGAAGUUCUCGAAGAAGAAGGACAUAUCGAGGGACGUGAUGAAGGAGAUGCGUAUCCUUCGCGAGAUCAGACACGGUAACCUGAACUCUUUCAUCGGGGCGUGCGUCGAGCCAAUGAGGAUAUUGUUAAUUACGGACUAUUGCGCUAAAGGAAGUCUUUAUGAUAUCAUCGAGAACGAAGAUAUCAAGUUAGAUGAUAUGUUCAUCGCGUCAUUAGUUCACGAUCUCAUUAAGGGUAUGCUGUACAUUCAUGAGUCAUCUGUGCUAGUCUGUCAUGGUAAUCUGAAGUCUUCCAAUUGCGUGGUGACCUCGCGAUGGGUACUCCAAGUCUCUGAUUUUGGCCUGCACGAUAUGCGGCACUGUGCCGAAUCCGACAGCAUUGGUGAACAUCAGUAUUAUCGAAACUUAUUCUGGAAGGCACCUGAACUAUUAAGAAAUCCCAAUGCGCCGAUUAGAGGGACCCAGGAGGGCGAUAUUUACUCGUUCGCGAUUAUAUUGUUCGAGAUAAUCGGACGAAAGGGGCCGUACGGUGGCGUGAAUCUAGAACCCAAAGAAAUCAUAGACCGAGUGAAAAGGUUCCCAGAAGAUGGUGAACCACCGUUUAGACCUAACAUAGAUAUACUGUCCGAGUCUGAAGCAGACUGUGCUGAGUAUAUAGUUAGUACGAUUACCGACUGUUGGGCGGAAAGUCCUGAACUUAGGCCCGACUUCAAAACGAUACGGACCCGUUUAAAGAAAAUGAAAGCGGGAAGGCAUCGUAAUAUCAUGGACCAAAUGAUGGACAUGAUGGAGAAGUAUGCGAACAACCUCGAAGAUCUAGUCAGUGAACGUACACGCCUUCUUUUCGAGGAAAAGCAGAAAACCGAGGAUCUACUUCAUAGAAUGUUGCCUGAACCUGUUGCUAAUUGUUUAACAAAUGGAAUCGGUGUGGAACCCGAGGCUUUUGACUUGGUCACUAUAUACUUCAGCGAUAUCGUUGGUUUCACUGCAAUGUCAGCGGAAAGUACACCUUUCCAGGUCGUGAACUUUUUAAACGACUUAUACACUUUGUUCGAUCGCAUAAUCAAAGGAUACGAUGUAUAUAAAGUAGAAACGAUAGGCGAUGCCUACAUGGUGGUCUCUGGUUUACCGAUAAAAAAUGGUAACAGACAUGCCGGAGAAAUUGCCUCGAUGUCCCUAGAAUUACUUAACGCCGUAAAACAUCAUACUAUAGCUCAUAGACCCCAAGAUACACUUAAAUUACGCAUUGGAAUCCACACAGGUCCUGUGGUAGCAGGUGUCGUUGGUUUAACGAUGCCCAGAUAUUGUUUGUUCGGAGACACUGUAAAUACAGCUUCACGUAUGGAAUCCAACGGUGAGCCACUACGUAUUCACAUAAGCGAGCAAUGUAGAGAUGCUUUGGACAAGAUCGGUGGCUACAUCAUCGAAGAACGUGGAUUAGUCUAUAUGAAGGGAAAGGGAGAAGUAAAGACUUACUGGCUGACAGGAGCAACUGAAAGGGCCAUUCAAAAACGAGAGGUUGACGUCGGUGAUCUUCCACCACUCUUUUGUAGACCGAGAAGAAGUCCAAAAUUAAAUUCAGAUUCUCGACAGGCUUCGUUAUUAGGUGGCCUAGGAGCAGGUAGUCGCAGACAGUCGAGUGUUCCACGACCAACGCCAGAUGACUCCUCGUCUCAGUGUGGAGGUUCCAGUCCAGUGCCUAAAUCUCUUAACUCUAGAAAAUUGGAACGAUCUCCUUUGUAUUUAACCGAUAGUGUAUCAAAAACGACGUUGGAUAACAUAGUGUUACAAGAAGAAGUAGAAAAUCGAGCUGCUAACAUUAAAAUGGCACUCGACGACUACUUCAUCGGCAAGAGGCCAAAAUUUAGGAGGAACACGAGAGUUCUAUCGACAAUCGCCUCGUCGAGCUCUACGAGCGAUCAUCCGUUUCAAAUUAUAAGGGAAGCUCGUUCGUUAGAUCCGUUCCCUUUGGAGCUGUACGGUAGGAGAUUCGAAUCGCCACAUUUCUCUUGGAAAGAGCAGAGGAAGAGUUUCAGGUCGUUAGAGAAUUGUGACAAGUGCACACGGACUAACUCGAAGACGAAUAUUUCCGAGAAAGUGUUAAACAACAAUUAUCCAAAUGGUAAUGUGAUAAUAGUGCCCCAUACUGACGAGUUGCCCAACGAAGCAGAAACGCCGUUGCUGGGGGAUGAGAGUGGCUGUAUGGGGGAAAUCGUGCCUGUUAAACGUUGGCGUUCGCUCGAUCAAGUGGUAUCCGUUCCUAGUACAGACAGUGUGCCGGACAAAAAAUCAUCGGCAAGAAAUUCGAUCAGAAGUUGGCUGGUAAAUCUAUUCAGCGGCAAUGGAUUACGAAACAGCGAUGUUUCUUUGAGAAGAGGUGUAAUAGCAGGUUACGAUAUACAGUCCGAACGUGAAAGUAUAGUUUGA
Habropoda laboriosa is the source of this 4317-nucleotide messenger RNA. Its product is annotated as receptor-type guanylate cyclase Gyc76C-like. The record is from RefSeq and is a predicted model, not a curated record. Gene Ontology annotation, molecular function: peptide receptor activity; guanylate cyclase activity; ATP binding. Bases 331 to 4317 code for a protein of 1328 amino acids. The transcript has 18 exons. Gene Ontology annotation, biological process: receptor guanylyl cyclase signaling pathway; intracellular signal transduction; protein phosphorylation. NCBI's taxonomy places the organism in Eukaryota, Metazoa, Arthropoda, Insecta, Hymenoptera, Apidae.